This is a messenger RNA of Mytilus trossulus (common blue mussel), 1387 nucleotides long. RefSeq lists its product as uncharacterized. The transcript is spliced from 2 exons. Gene Ontology annotation, biological process: G protein-coupled receptor signaling pathway. NCBI's taxonomy places the organism in Eukaryota, Metazoa, Mollusca, Bivalvia, Mytilida, Mytilidae. The record is from RefSeq and is a predicted model, not a curated record. Gene Ontology annotation, cellular component: plasma membrane. Gene Ontology annotation, molecular function: G protein-coupled receptor activity. Bases 179 to 1387 code for a protein of 402 amino acids.
CACAAAUGUAAAGAUAAGAGAAAGAUGUUCUCAAAAUGACACAUCGAUUGUAUUGUGAUUGUCAUCCUAGAUCUUCAAUGAUAAAUAUCUGUUUUACAUCAGUACAGUCGAUGGAUGUCCCGAGCUAGACUUCUGAAAAUAGAUCAGUAAGAGAUGCUGUAAUUCAUUUUAUGUUACUAUGACGACACAUUAUGUUACUUUGACAACAUUCAAUACACCAGCGAAAAAUCUGUCUUCGUAUGCAGAAACCAUGGAUACCGCCAACAAAAGAAACUCUUCAAAUAAUGAUAUAUCUAAUACCGAAACCGUUAUAGAUCAGUAUUUACCGCCAUUGCUCAUUGUAAUAGGUGCCAUUUCAAACAUACUUGUGAUAAAAAUCAUGCGCAGUGUCUUUUUCCGGUUUGUCUCCACAUCAUUCUUUAUAUUAGUCACUUCAGUUUUGGAUGUUUUUAGUUUGCUUGUGCUGUUAACAGUUCACUGGAUAAAUGCAAAUUUUCCCGAAAUAAUGUAUCGGGGAGAGCAUGCGCAUAUCAUGUGUAAAAUUUUCAAUUUCACUGGAUGGGGGACAAGUGACCUUGGCAUAAUUCUAACCGUUGCCAUGACAACAGAAAGAGCAUUGGCGAUUUUGUUUCCAAUGAAAGCACAUAUAUGGUGCACUGUGAAAAAAGCAAAGGAGAUGUUUUCAAUAUUAACUUUAGUUAUUAUUAUCAAGGACUUCCAUUUUCUUAUUACUUCCGAUAUGACGCCAGCAACACGUCGAGACCUUUUGUGUUUUGUUUCUCCGUCAAGUAAAUUUUUUCAAACUUUUUGGACAGAUGUUUGGCCAUAUCUACACAACGGAUUUCUUUUGGUUUCGUUUUCAAUUAUAAUGAUAAGUAAUUUCAUCAUAAUACGACAUAUUAGGGAAUCUGACAAAAUAUACAACAGUAAACUAUCUGAAUCUAAACAAAAUUACGACACACACAAUAUGUCCAAGCACCAACGAGGACACUCUAAGCGUCGACAGAUAGCAAUAAUGUUAUUGGUGGAUUCAUUCACUAUAGUGAUAUGUACACUUCCGUUUUCCGUAUUUGUUACCCUGGAAUCAAAUAGUGAAUUUUUAAACAGCAAUUGGAAUGAAAAGCAAAUCAGACAUCUCAUAUCGUCCUUGGGAUUUUAUUUGCUUUAUGUCAAUAGGUGUUGUAAUUUUUUCCUUUAUUGUAUUAGCGGAAGACGGUUUCGCAAAGCACUAACAAUUGUUGUUUGCAGAUGGCGACACACUAUAGAAGAAAGGGUCUUAUCUGAUAAUUUCAACUCGAAAAAGAGUAGCUCGCGACCUACCAAUGCCAUUGUGUCGGUAUCACAAGAUGUCAGAAACAGCUGCCAUAGUUUUAGCACCAGGUUAUAA